AUGUCUCUCACCAACAAGACUAUUGACGUCUUCUCCCACGCGGAAGAUCAGCAGGUUCUAGUUCCACUCGAAUGUGGAUGUGGAAACAAUGGUCUAGAUGGUCUAGAUGGCCUCGAAUCCGGCACCCGAAUGGCCCCGGAGGAGACAGAUGAAUCUGACUACUACAACCCAAAGGGCAACCCAGCAAUAAAGUCCUGUCUCGAUAAGGAAACCAUUCUAGAUUUGCACUCUUCAUUGGUAGAGACGAAGGUGUGCCAGCUGUAAGUUUUUGCACUUGAGGGGAGAUUGCCUUGCCAAGGUACUGACUUUCUCGGUGGGGAUAUAGGUAAUGCGACUCGUGUGAUC
Messenger RNA from Cadophora gregata, 345 nucleotides. RefSeq lists its product as uncharacterized. Lineage: Eukaryota; Fungi; Ascomycota; Leotiomycetes; Helotiales; Ploettnerulaceae. The record is from RefSeq and is a predicted model, not a curated record. The transcript has a single exon. The coding region runs from base 1 to 264 and encodes 87 amino acids.